Pyricularia pennisetigena is the source of this 1413-nucleotide messenger RNA. RefSeq lists its product as uncharacterized. Lineage: Eukaryota; Fungi; Ascomycota; Sordariomycetes; Magnaporthales; Pyriculariaceae. The coding region runs from base 1 to 1413 and encodes 470 amino acids. The transcript is spliced from 2 exons. The record is from RefSeq and is a predicted model, not a curated record. Gene Ontology annotation, molecular function: aldehyde dehydrogenase (NAD+) activity.
AUGGGUUCCGUCGAAACGCUCACCACAAUCUCCCCCACCACCAACGAGGGCAUCCUCCAGCGCACGGGCGUGUCCCCGAGUGAGUUGGAACAGCUACCCAAGACCGCCACAGAGGCAUUCAAGUCUUGGAGCAAAACAAGCCUUGCGGAUAGGCAGAUCAUUAUUCGCAAGGCCCUCGAGGGCCUAUCCGCCAAGAAAGAUGAGCUAGCCAACGAGUUGACCGUGCAGAUGGGCCGCCCUAUCGCUUACACCGGAGGGGAAGUUGCCACCGCUAUCAAACGCGCAGAGUACCUCUUGAAGAUCAGCGAUGAGGUGCUCAAGGACACGGACGGUGAGCCCGAAAAGGGAUUCAAACGCCUCAUUCGCAAGGUGCCCGUCGGUCCCGUCUUGGUCAUCUUCGCCUGGAACUACCCGUACCUCAUCCUGGUCAACUCGCUCAUCCCUGCUCUCCUGGCCGGCAACACGGUGAUUCUCAAGCCGUCACCGCAGACUCCCACCAUCGUCGAGCAAGUAGCCAGUGUCUUUGCCGAUGCUGGCCUGCCCCAGGGCGUCAUCCAGUACUUCCACUGCGGCUCACCCACCCUAAUGGAGACCAUCGUCCGUGACCCACUCGUCAAGCACGUCUGCUUUACGGGCUCGGUGGCAGGUGGGUUGGCAGUCCAAAAGGCUGCUUCCGAUCGUAUCGUCAACGUCGGGCUCGAGCUUGGCGGCAAGGAUCCGGCGUACGUGCGCAACGAUGUUGACGUCGACUGGGUGGCCGGGGAAAUUGUUGACGGCGCCGUCUUCAACUCGGGCCAGAGCUGCUGCUCCAUCGAGCGGGUCUACGUGCAUGACGACAUUCAUGACAAGUUUGUCGCGGCCGUUCAGAAAGUGCUCGAGGGUUAUGUUCUAGGCGACCCGCUAGACAAGAGCACCCACGUGGGGCCGGUCGUGUCAAAGCGUAGCAAGGAGGCCAUCGAGGCACACGUCAAAGACGCGAUCGAGAAGGGGGCUAAAGAUGCGACCCCCAAAAACGAAUCGUUUGAUACUGUACCUUCAAGCUCCAAGGGCAACUUUGUCAAGCCUACCCUGCUGGUGAACGUUGACCACAGCAUGCAGGUCAUGAAGGACGAGACCUUUGGGCCCGUCAUUCCGGUGAUGCGGGUCAAGAGCGACGAGGAGGCAGUUCAGUUGAUGAACGAUAGCGAAUUCGGCUUGACGGCCAGCAUAUGGACCAAGGACACAGACAGAGCCGCCAAACUGAUCGACGAUGUCGAAGCUGGCACGGUCUUUGUGAACCGAUGCGACUACCCCAGCCCGGAUCUCGCGUGGACCGGUUGGAAGAACUCAGGCAAGGGACAAACGCUGAGUAGGUUUGGCUUCGAUCAGUUUGUCAAACUAAAGAGCUAUCACAUGAAAGAUUACCCGAAAUAA